Messenger RNA from Aricia agestis (brown argus), 1300 nucleotides. RefSeq names its product probable cytosolic iron-sulfur protein assembly protein Ciao1 (gene Ciao1). Gene Ontology annotation, biological process: iron-sulfur cluster assembly. Gene Ontology annotation, molecular function: protein binding. Bases 33 to 1043 code for a protein of 336 amino acids. Lineage: Eukaryota; Metazoa; Arthropoda; Insecta; Lepidoptera; Lycaenidae. The transcript has 5 exons. Gene Ontology annotation, cellular component: cytosolic [4Fe-4S] assembly targeting complex. The record is from RefSeq and is a predicted model, not a curated record.
AAAUUUAUUACUUAUUUAAUAUUUAAGGAAAAAUGGCUAAGUUGGAAUUAUUACAAAUGCUAAGUGGACAUAAAGGCAUUGUCUGGAAUGUAUCUUGGCAUCCCCUGGGUAAUGCAUUUGCAUCUUGUGGAGAAGACAAAAUUAUCAAACUGUGGAAUCGUGUUGGCGAAGAAUGGGCUGCUAAAACAGUACUUGUAGAUGGUCACCAGCGCACCAUUAGAGAGGUUUCAUGGUCACCUUGUGGAAAUUUCUUGGCUUCUGCUAGCUUUGAUGGUACCACUGCAAUCUGGGAUAAGAAAAGUGGUCAGUUUGAAUGUAAUGCUACCCUGGAAGGACACGAAAAUGAGGUAAAAAGUGUCUCAUGGUCUCCUUCCGGAAAUCUACUAGCAACCUGCGGCAGAGACAAGUCAGUGUGGGUCUGGGAGGUGGCCGGAGAUGACGAAUAUGUCUGUGAAGCUGUGCUCAAUGCCCACAACCAAGAUGUCAAAAAAGUGAUAUGGCAUCCCACGUUAGACAUAGUAGCAUCAGCGUCAUAUGAUAAUACUGUCAAAUUGUAUAAGGAGGAUCAGGUGGACAGUGAUUGGACUUGUAUUUCUACACUACAGUCCCAUGAAUCUACAGUUUGGAGUUUAGCUUUUGAUAAAACUGGACAGAGGCUCGCUACCUGCAGUGAUGACAAAACAGUGAAAAUAUGGAAGGAGUACACUCCUGAUAAUUCUGAAGGAGUGAUUGUGCCUGAUCAGGAAUCGACCUGGAAAUGUGUUUGUACAUUGUCAGGCUAUCAUACACGCUGCGUAUACGACAUCGCUUGGUGUCAUGAAUCCGGUAUGAUAGCUACAGCCUGCGGAGAUGACAUAAUUAGAAUAUUCAAAGAAACAGAAGACUCAGAUCCAAAUGCACCUACAUUUGACUUAGUCUGUACGAAGCUAAAUGCCCACUCUCAAGAUGUCAAUUGUGUCAAGUGGAACCCUUCUGGCACCAAAGAACUGUUGUCCUGCAGUGAUGAUGGAGAAAUAAAAAUAUGGAAAUUUUUUGACUGUUGAAAUUAUAUUAGGACAGUGGGAGGAUUAGACAGAUAGGACUAGGGCAAGAACAACAUCUAUAACAAAUAACAUGCGCUUAAGAAUUUAUAUACUGUAGUAAUAAAACUAUAAUUAAAUUACACAUUUUAGGUGUAUACUGUAAAACAGCAAUGUUUCAUAUUAUAAUUGAAUGUGAUCACUUUUAAGACUUUGAUAAAUUGGGAUACUUAUGGAAGGAUGUUAUUUAUUUUAUGUAACAAAAACUGAAAAUAAAGAAU